GGUUAGGGCCGGUCCCUGAACGCAGCGCGGGCGGUAGCUGCUCGUCGCUCGGGAUCAACCCACCUCGCUGCGGCGCUGCCCGGGUACACUGGCGCCUCGCUGCCCCCUCCGACACACACCACUGACACGGUUUUAGCGGAAAAUACACAGCACAGCCCCGCAGCCAUGGCGUCCGAGGUGAAGGUGGAACCGGCGGACAGCGAACAGGACGAAGAGGAGGACGUGUACGAGGUGGAGCGGAUCAUUGACAUGCGGCUGGAGGAGGGUGAAGUGCUCUACAGAGUCCGCUGGAAGAAUUACUGCUCCGACGAUGACACUUGGGAGCCAGAGGCUCAUUUAGAGGACUGUCGAGAAGUCCUCUUAGCCUAUAAGAAGGCCACGGUAGAAGCUAAGGCCAAGAAAGAAGCAGAAGCCAAGAAGAGCGUGGUAAGUCUAAGUGACAUUCAGAAACUUCCUUCAAAGAGCGACGUGUUUGAUGCAGACUCAGAGAGUGACAGCGACAAAGACCGCCCGGUUCAGAUGCCCAUCAAGAAGAAGAAAAAGAAAAAGAUCCGGGAAGAAGAUGAAUUGCCUAUGAAAGACAAAAAGAAGAAGAAAGACAAACGAAAGGAUGAGGUGAGGCCUCUGCCUGCUCCAGAGACAGAGGAAGAAGAAGAAGAGGCAGAGAGGGCCUCUACUCCAACUUCACCUUCCAAGGAGAAAAGGGCUGAUUCAAAAAAGCGUCUGCUUGACUCUGAAGAGGAUGACGAUGAGCUUGUCCCCUCCAAAAAACACAAGAAGGAAAAGGGAAAAGACGGAGUAAAGCACAAGAAAGAAAAAGUAGAGGAGGGGAAGAAAAAGAAAGCGAAGAAGGAUCGAAAGAUUGAAACCUCUGACGAGGAGGCAGCUGCUCCUCUGGAAGAUGACCUGAGUGAUGGCCCAUCAGAGUCCCAACUGGACGACAAUACAUCAAGAGAGAAUGUAACGAAGUCGGCUGAAAAGUUACGUUUGGACGACAAGUCGAAACUGAAGAAGGGAAAGUGGGAAGUAAAGCUUCAGGGCAUAAAGGACCUUGUCCAUGACAAAAAGAGCAAAAAGCCAGACGGCGUUCUGAAAGAGAGCAGCCUCCAAAAACUGAAGGGCCUCACCUCAAAAAGCAAGGAGGACAAUGCCCCACACUCCGACUCAAGUGAUAGCUCCACCCUGCAUAAGAAAGUGAAAACCAAAGGGCAGGAGAGCACGUCUACGACACUUAAAGCCCAGUCUUCCUCCACAUCGUCGUCGUCCUCAUCUUCUGUUUCAUUAGCCGCCAGCACCAAGGUCAAGGAGGACGAUGUGGCUAAAGAGGAGUUAUUGGGACAGAAGGACCCCACAGGCUCCACUAACCUGUUUGAGAAGUUCCUGUUAAACUGUGAGGCCAAGGAUCGUGCCCCUCGCCGGCAGCCAUCUCAUCAGCCUCCUGUAGAGAAGAACAGUGUCAAACUAACAAAGCUACUAGGAAAACUGGAGAAGAUCACCAAGCCAAGCAAAGAGUCUCCAGCUCAGAAACCAGAUGCUGAGAAGACAGAGAGGACUAAGCAAUCAGAUGGGUCCAAACCAGGCCAGAGUUAUGGCUUCAACCUGGACAGCGAUGAGAGGGAAGGAGAAGAAAGUACUGCAAAGCCGAGGAUAGGGGAGGAUUCUCGGGAGCGGAGGGAUAGGCCAGAGGAGCCACAACGGCCUAGUUGGGAAAGGAGAUCUUCAACAGAUGAGAAGAGAAAGAGGAGAGAGGACAGUGAGCCGAGACGCCUCGUGACUGAUGACCAUAAGGACUCCCAGGAGCCGCCAGAAGACAAGGGCCAAGCCACACUAAGUCUUGGAAUGGACCUCAAUCUGGACUGGAUGACUCUGGAUGACUUCCAGAAACAUCUAAAUGGAGAGGAUGAGAUCCUGUCAGGUCCACCAUUAACACCCAGUGAGCUGCGGGAUGCUGUGAAAUGUGGAGAUUACAUGGCUGUGAAAUUGGCACUUAAUUCCAAGGAGGACUACAAUCUAGACCAAGAGGCAUGUACAAUUGGUGAGAAGAGGUCAUUUGAAGGAGAGAGGAGCUUGAUUGAAGAGAGAAGUACGAAUGAUGCUCUUAGGUUGACUGCUAACCUUGACAGUGCAAGAAAUGAAGAGGGUUCUCCAAGCAUUAAAGAGAACAUACUACAAGUUUUGGAUUGUCCAAAAGAUGUCGAAGAAAUGUUAUGCAGCCCGGCCUUUACAAACACAGAGCAAGUGACAAUGAGGGAACAUGAAAACAUCCUAAAAGGUGGGAACGAUAUAACUGAGUUCAAAAAUAAUGAUUGUGAUUCAAUCAUUGAGCAGAAAAGUGACGUAAAGAAAGACCAGAGGCAAGCAGAAGAAGAUGAGAUGUUUGAUGACACGAAAGGUGGUUCAUCAAAUGAAAUGAGUUUGGAUGCGGUAUGGAUGCUGACAAGGGAUGAUGAAAAAACAGUAAUAAAGGACAUAGCUGACAAACAAUGGUCCCCUCAGGAAGCAAAUGACUCAAAUGAUGAGGCAGAGGAUGUGGUGGCAGGUCAGUCCGAUUGUACAGAUCAAGCUCAAUCUGAGAUGGACACAAAGGAGAUUGUAAAAAGGCGAUCACGGCGCUGUGGGAAAACUUGGGAGAAGAAAGAACCAACACGAUCAAGUCUAAGGACCUGUAAGAAAGUGCUUGGAGCAACACCUUGCACUGUAGAGGAGAAAAAAGAGCCAUCGAAGAAGCAUUUCUGUUUAUAUUGCAAAAUGGCUUACACCCAACUCGCAAAGCAUUUGGAGAAGAAGCAUGCUGAGGAAACAGAUGUUGCCCACGCAAUACACUUUCCCAAAGGUUCCAAAGUGAGGCAGACUUUGCUUGACCAAAUUCGCAAUAAAGGAGAUUAUGAGCAUAAUUGCCAUGUUGUCAAAAGUGGCGAAGGGGAAAUCUUGUCCAAGAAACAGGUGAAAAAUCCCACCAUAUCUGUUCGUGACUUCCUGCCCUGCCAGCACUGCUUUGCUUUUUACCGCAAAACUGAUUUAUGGAGACAUGAGCGGUCAUGUAAGGCCAGAAAAGGAGAUCAGAAAUCCUCUGACAGGACAAAUAAAGUCACCAGUACUGCCCCUCAGCUGCUUCCAAUGUCAGAGUUCUUAAUUGGAGGCUGCGAGGAAAUCAUCCAUAUCAUGCAUCAAGAUGACAUCUCAAGGCAUAUAAGAAAUGACCCACUUAUUUGUAAAUAUGGCAAUGCAUUGUCUGUUAAGUAUGAACAUGACAAGUCUCAGUUUGCAUAUAUUGCACAAAAGAUGAGGGAACUGGGUAGAUUUGUGCUAGCUGUAAAUGAGCUUGACAACAGUGUGAGGUAUUUGCAUGAAUUAUGUCUACCAUCCAAAUUCGCAUUGGCAGUUGAAGGGGCCAAAAGAGCUAGUGGUUUUGAUCCCAGUUCCAGUAAGUUCAAAACGGUCUCCCUUGUAUCAAAAAUCGGCUACUCUUUGAAAAGAGCUGCAGAAAUAGCUUUUGGGGAAAGUCGCAUGACAGAGGACAGUGACACUGAAAGUGAAGUGAAAAAGUUCAUACAGCUUCUUGAUACAAAAUGGAGUGAGUGUUUUUCUCGCAAAGCUCUUGCAUUGUCUUUAAAACAAGACGUGAAAAAAGUUGAAGUGGACAAAUCAACUGUGACAGAAGAUUUAAUGAAACUACAUAGGUUUAUCGCUGGGGAGGAAGAUGAAGCCAGGGAGGAGCUGAAAGAAAGUCCUUCUAUGUCAACAUGGAAAAAGCUCAGUGAGGCCACUCUGGCAGAUGUUUGUCUGUUCAACAGAGGAAGGGUAGGGAAUAUUGGUAGAAUGCUUUUGCAAACUUACACUUGCAAAAAGAGUACUGGAACAUUUCUGCCCUCUGCUGAUCAGAUAAGGAAAAGCACAAAAUUGGAGUUGGACCUAGGUGCCUUUUUUACAAGGUUGGAACUAGAAGGUCAGUAUGGAAGAAACAUGCUGGUUCUGUUAACAGAAAGGAUGGUUUUGUCAAUUGACUUGCUCAUUGAAAAUCGACACCAAGCAGGUGUGUCAAAAACAAAUCCAUACCUGUUUGCCAGGACUGAAGGUCCGUCCUUCAUCAGAGGAUUGGACUGUUUUCGGAGGGCUGCGGUGGAAUGUGGAGUUAGAAACCCAGAGGCACUUCUGUCCUCAUCAUUAAGAGAGCAAAUUGCCAGCUGCUGGCAGCUAAUGAGCCUGAAUGAACGUGAAUUGGACCAAGUUGCCAAGCUGGUGGGAAAGAGCAGCGAGGAGUGUUACAUGCUCUCAAGAAAUGCAUUGCAGCUGGAGGAAGUGAGCAAACAACUGCUCAAGAUGGAUCGCACACUGCCAUCCACAAGUCCACCUACCACUACAAGAGAUGGAACCUCAUCAAAGCCAGCUUUAAAGAGAAGACCUUGGAGCGAGGAGGAGCAAGCUGCAGUGAAGCGAUACUUAAGUGAUUUUAUCACAACAAUGAAGGUUCCAGGCAAAAAACAAUGCAAUGCUUGCAUAGCUGCUGAACCAGAUCUUCGUGGAAGAUCUUGGACAGACGUCAAAAACUAUGUACACAACACACUACAGACAGUCCGCAGGAGAAAUAACCAGCAGAAGUCUGAAGGGAACGUUAACAUUUUGAAUCCAAAGAGUCCUAAAGCUGGAGGCCAAACCACAAAGAACGAUUUGGAAGAUGCAAAUGUUGUCUGUACAAUGACAACAGUGCACCCAGAUCACUUGACAGGAAGUUCAGACUAUUGUAUGACGAUGGCUCCACCAAUAAACUUGAGAGAAUCAUCCACACCAUUCCCCCAAGAGAUGAUUUCAACUUAUGCAUCCUUUAGUUCCACUACUACAAACAUGGUCCAUACAAGUCAAUCGUUGAUGUCAACCUUCACACCAUUGAAUGCUACUGAUACACAAGUAGUUCCCACAUUUACGCCACUCAACACUACAAAUGUACUUAUCUCUCCUGCAUACACUUCAGAGAACAACCACAUUCUUCCACUAUCUUCAUAUACACAGAAUGCAGCAAUUUUGCAACCCUCUUCUGUGUACUCCAUACAUGACACUACAAGUUCAGCAAUGAUUCCUACUUUUAGUCCGCUAAAUGCUCCAAGUACCUCAAUGGUCCCUACGUUCACAUCAUUAAAUACCUCAAGCCCACCUAUGAUUCCUGUUUAUUCCCCACUCGAUGACAGUAGUCCUAUUGUUUCUUCCUUCACACCUCUGAACCAUUCAGGUACACCAUCUUACCCCACAGACCCACCUAGGGCCCCUACAACUGCACAGGUUGUACCAACAAUUCUUGGACACACUGUUCUCGAUACAGCACCAGUGGUACAGGAAGGUGCACCCAUGUCUACUACAGUAAGACAAACCAAUACUGGUGAGAAACCUCAAAAGAGAAACAAGAGGUUGUGGAGCGAGGAGGAACAGGCAGCAGUGAGGCGUCAGUUUGGAGACUUCUGUAAACUGGUCAAAGUGCCAGGCAAAAAGGAUUGCGAUGCAUGUUUAGCUGCUGAACCUGCCUUGAACAGCAGGACAUGGAGGGAAGUUAAAUAUUUUGUACAUAACUCAAUUCAGUCGAUGAAAAGAAGAGGGCAUGCUGUUGCCUCCAAGCAAAGUGGAGGACAAGAACCAGAGACUCAUAAUUUGAACGCAGAUUGGGAUGGUCCUGUUUAUCUGUCCCUGUAACUUUUUGUAACGGACAUGCUACAAAACAAUUGGUGAUCUGUGACACUUUGGAGUUAUACGAGCACUGUGGCUUUAACCUCAUAUGGGGCUUAACAUUUGAGCAGAUGUGGAUUGUUGUAAAAAAAAUGUCAUGUCAGUGAACCUCGAACCUUUCCAGACUGUCCUGCCAUUCUUUAAACCACACCUUUGGAAAAAGAACAAGAUUUUGGUGGACUGUUGCAUGAAUAUACACUAAAUGGGUGGAAUUAAGGACAUUUGUAUCGUACCUUUGGCUCAGAAAAAAAGCUAAUAUUAUUGUUUGAUAUGUUCAGAUUGCCUAUACAUAUGUAACACAGUCAAUUAUAUAACGGUGUCAAUUUGUCAGUUCAUCACAGGUUAUCAUUAGGACGUGUUCUAAUUUAGAGAUUGGAUCAUUUAGUGAAUGGUAAUCUAAUUUUGCCAGGAUUUGCAACCUGCCGCCUGUACAAGUAGCCACUGUUGCACCUGAUCACACAUUUCAAACGAUGAUAAUCAUGAAAACAGUGACAGCAACCAGGGCCUUUCUCACCCUGCACUGAGCAAAGCUGGUCUCAGUGAGUACACUCCCAGAGGAAUUUCUACCCUUGUUUACUUUAAAACUUAACAUACACAUCAAUCUCUCUGCCCUCACUAAGUAGAAUUUGGGUGAAUUACGAUGAUCAAAACCUACCAGCACAGUUUUGCAGCCAAUCCCUCCAAAACCAUAGAUGUGUGUUGACUUGCUUUCCUGAAUGCCUGAUCCAAGUGUACUAUAUUCUUGCUUUAGCCAGUAGCCUAUAUUGUAGAUGGCCCCUGAUAGCCUGCAGCAGUAAUGACAUACUUUCCUUGUGGAUGUUAGUGAAUUAGGAGCUCAGUGUUUAUACCUCGCACUUAAAUAUUACAGUUUUCUGAGGAUCCUGUUGAUAAAUGUUUCCAUUUUUAUUUUUUGUUCAUGUUUAUUAGAUUAUAAGCUACAAAUAAGUUUGGUUUUAUUUUUGUAUUGCUAUACAGUAACUGUAUAGAACAUGUUAGUACUUAUUGAUGUUUGAUGUACUCUAAUUUAAGAUAAUACACUACAUUGGUCUAUUUUGUUUUACAUUCUUUUAAUCUUUUAUUAUUUGUAUGUUUGUGACAUUAAUAUCCAGUUGCCAUGAUCAGAUUGCCUUAUUUUGAUUAUUUGCUGGAUUACACUUUUUGUAUUAAUGUUGAUUGCAUCUAGCACACAAUAUCAAUAAUUGUUUUAAGGGUUAAAAAAUGCGAACCACCAUAUUUGGUAAACUUGCAUUUAAAGAUUGUUUUUACAGAAGUGAAGCAGCAUUACAAUUCCAAAAUUUAAGAAUGAAAACUAGAUAAAAAUGAAAAUGUUAUUUUGUUAUUGCAAAAGUUAAAUCACAUUUUCAGAUAAAAAAAAUGUUUGAUAUAAAUUGGUCAAAUCACACAUGCGACAGAACAGAAGGUAACUAAAUUCAUAUUUUACUAGUUUUUUAUCUUAAACUAAAAAAGCAGUUUAAUAAUUCAAAACAAACUGCACAAUUAAUUUUAUGUGGAACUUAGAUUAUAUAUUAUACCUUACAAACCUUGUUGAAGGUUAAAAACAAAAUAUAGCAGAGGUACAACCUGCAUUUACUAAAAGUAGAUGGGUGCUUUGUUUUAGUCUCCUUUCAGUUUCCAAAAUUGGCCACUGCAGUGUUAUUUUCAAGCAGAGCUGUUGUUCAGUUAGGCCAGUUGACUUUGUAGUUUCUUUUGUUAGGACACAAAAAAGGAAUAUUCAUCUUAGUGAUCAAAAUGAGCAGACAGCACUGCUGCCAUUUGUCAAGGACGAAGGUUUUUGUGUUAUCCUCAGUAGCAGCUAUAGAGUAAACAAUGUCCACACUUUUCAUGCUAAAUGCAUUAAUGCAGACACUGGUCAGUGAACUGAUCACCAAUGGCAAACAGGUUUUUCCUGUGUCAUGACAGGAAUAUAUCAGUAUUGCAGAUUAUACAUCACUUAAAGUUGCAGUCCAGAUACAUUUGUGUUUGGAAAAUGAUUCUGUUGAAGGUCACCAGUGCUGUUUGAUGUUGCAAAGCAAGGUUUUGCUUUUCUUUUAUAGCAGAUAUCCUUUUUUUUUUAUUAUUACUGUUGUAUACAGAGUGCGUAUUACUCUUCAUCCUGCUGUAACUAUGUUGCCUCAGUUAAUCCUUCUUAUCAAGUAUUGUAAGGAACUUCUGCUUGGACAAUAAAAUGUUCCUUGGCUUAAAAUUUCAAGUUUUUCAUAUGAAAGAGACAAUUUGAUCUCAUUCCCCAGACUUUUUGGAAUAUGAAAGCAUAAGUUAAAGCAUAGUAGAUUUUAUUUGCAAAUAUAGUAUUGAUUUGACUAAAGAGUCUGCCGUGUUGCUAGCAGCUCUCAGAAUGUGGUUAAAAAUACAAAUGACUGCAGGCCAGCAUUGCAUGUUUAGCAUGUAUGUUCAGCAUUUUAGUUUUGCUAUUUAUUAAAAUCAAUAUGUGGCACUCACUGUUGAUACUUAGCAAGCUGCCACAAAUAAAGCUCCCACAAAUAAAUCAACAAAAUACUGAAAA
Molecule: messenger RNA, 8233 nt
Organism: Hippoglossus stenolepis (Pacific halibut)
Lineage: Eukaryota; Metazoa; Chordata; Actinopteri; Pleuronectiformes; Pleuronectidae
Gene: mphosph8
Product: M-phase phosphoprotein 8
Exons: 9
Coding region: 166-5679 (1837 amino acids)
Cellular component (GO): nucleus; cytoplasm
Molecular function (GO): protein binding
Source: RefSeq, a predicted model, not a curated record